UUAUUAUUUUAUAUUGGUAUUUAAUACUUUUCUGUCUUUAUUAUAUAAAAUAUAUGACCGUAUAAACUUUUACUUUACUAGUUUUCAGUUUUUCCUAGCUGUCUGUUACGUCAUUAUUCUUUUCGUCGAGUCGUGUAUUAAGUAAUUUGGGAAAACCCUCGUUUAAAAUGAAAUUUAGUCAUUAGAUUGCGCGGCGGUUUGAAUUAAAAGGCAGAGAAUUCGACCUUGUAACGACAAGUUAUGUCGCACACAUGAUCGUUUAUACACAGAGGAAAAGUUGUGUAAAUACGAGUUUGAUAUGUGUUAAUCACGUAAAUUAUGUUUUAUGUGCUUUUUAUGUCUGUUGUCUUCCAGUUUCGAAAACUACUGACGAGGAAUAUACAUACAUAUUAAAUGACAACAUAAACGCGCACACACACACCUACAUAUUCACGCUUUAUUUUAAUAUGCAAUCGUUCAAACGAAUAAAACAUUUCAUUGAAAAUAAUUCAUCGAGGACAUUCGCAAAUAUUUUUUUAAUUUAAUUGCAAAGAAACUCGAAGUUUUCUGUGUAGUUUAGGUGUAAUUACUUUACCGUUAUUGUGCCGUAAGCAGGGACUACUUUAUAUUUAAUAUGUCGAAAUUGGCUAUUGCAAAGAAUAUUGGAGUUUUGUUUUUUUUCUUUUUUUACGAGGGAUCAGUAAUAACAUCGGCAGUGCCUUUGACGGCGGUUGAGAAAUUCAAAGUUUGUGUCGUAGAUGGGCGAGGAAGUUUCAAGAAGGCAUCUAAAUAUUGUCCCUUACUGGAUCAGAAUGCGAACAGUAAGGUGGAAUGUGUAAUUGGAUUAGAUCGCUUAGAUUGUUUACGAAAAAUAUCCAAAGGACAUGCAGACUGGUCUAUAUUUACUCCCGAAGACUUGGUUACCGCACAAAAUUCAGGUGUGGAAAUGCUGAUCACAAACGAAAUGAGAUUUACAGACGAUAAUUUCGAAUACGAAGUUGUUGCUGUGAUUAACAACGAUGCCGGUAUCUCAAGCAAACACGAUCUUAAGGACAAGAAAUUGUGCCAUCCAGGAUACGGCUACGAAACCGAUUGGACGACAAUUUUAGCUAAUUAUUUGGAAAGUAACGUGGUUCCUCAAAAGUGCAUUCCUUCUCUAACAGUGAUGGAAAAUAAAAUCAAGACUUCUUCAGAUUUUUUCUACGCGGCCUGUAAGGCAGGCCCCUGGGUAAACGACCCCAUUACUGAUAGACAAUUAAAAAAGAAAUAUAACAAUCUUUGCGCGUUGUGUGGCGAUCGAACCGAGUGUUCGAUAAACGACAAGUAUUGGGGCCGUCGCGGACCCCUUUUCUGUUUAACAGACGGCUUCGGUGACGUCGCCUGGGCGCGCUUGGACGAUGUUCGAGUUCAUUUUAAUUUUACCAACAACGAAAUCGACAAGUACAGUUACCUUUGCCUCGAUGGGACCGUAUUGCCUCUUAACACUUCACUCCCGUGCACGUGGGUGGUAAAACCCUGGCCCGUUGUCGCAACAAGAAGAACGAUGGCGCAAGAGAUCCAACAGCUGGUGUCGUCAUUAACACAUGAAACAGCUUCUUCGUGGCACUCCACGCUCCUCGACUUGAUUGAAUCGUACCACAUAAAAAUCGUUGAUGUAAGUCCUAUCGAAGCUGUCGAAAGUUAUUUAGACAGAGCCCCCGGAUACCUGAGCGCUAACAGUUUUUCAGGUUGUCACCCUCCGAGACUGAUUCGUGUGUGCACGACGUCGAACAUAGAAAAUGCCAAGUGCGGUUGGUUGCGGGAGGCCGCGGCCGUUUACGGAAUAGAACCAGGUAUUGACUGUUUAAAAGCCGAUAACAAAACACAUUGCAUGUCGGCUGUGCAAAACGACAGAGUGGACGUAGUAAUUAUUUCUCCUGAUGAAGCGCACCAAGCUAAAAAAAUUUAUGAUCUCAAACCGUUAUUUUACGAAACAGUUUCGUCAAAGAAGGAUAAAUAUUUGACGGUAGCCAUAACGAGAAUAUCAAAUCGAUUUGUGCAAUUCUCGGACCUUAAAAGAACAAAAAGCUGUUUUCCUACUUAUGAUGGGAUCGCGUUUAAUACGGUGGCAUAUAAACUAAGAAACUAUACUAGUUGGAGCGAGUGCAAAACAGAUUUAGAACUAUUAUCGGAUUUUUUCCAAAACUCCUGUAUUCCGUCGCCCACACUCGACCAGUCGAAGCGCAAUGGAGGCUGUAAAAAAGAGUUCCUUGAUGGUGGUGACUUUGGAGCACUACGCUGUUUAAUCAGCGGAUAUGGGGAUGUGGCGUUCGUUUCUAAAAAUUCUUUUGAAAACUUUUUCAGCGAUGUUAAAGAAUCGAAAAAUAAUAAAGUACAAAAGUCAGAUUUUCAAGUGUUGUGUGACGAAAGCGAAUAUGGAAAGAGCCAAAUGAGCUACUAUUAUGAACAGCACGAGGAUUGGUGCCACAUGAGCUGGGCAACGGUGGGUCAGGCCAUGGUACGAAAUAACAGUUCGGAUAUAUGGAUUAAAGACACUUUGGAUGCUUUUCUGCAGAUGGAUAAUUUGUUCGGUAAAAAUUAUCGUUCGUUUACAAACACUAUGACCAUGUUCGGGCUAUUCGACGGAAUUUCCGAUGUGCUUUUUCACGAUACCACGUCCUCUUUACAGCAGGGACCCGUUUCUAAGAACACCGAUACGAUGCCACGUUCGUAUUCCGAUUUAUUAAUUAAAAAAUAUAUAAAUAGUAAUAAUUUGCGCUGUCAGUAUUCGUCAUCCAAUGCGUUAAAUAUUGGUUAUUGUCACAUGUUACUACUUAUUUUUGUUUUAGGAUUUAAAGUUACCUCAUUUUUUUAUGUGUAAUUUGAUAAAAUAUAA
Messenger RNA from Agrilus planipennis (emerald ash borer), 2854 nucleotides. Its product is annotated as transferrin. The coding region runs from base 614 to 2839 and encodes 741 amino acids. Gene Ontology annotation, biological process: protein targeting to ER. Lineage: Eukaryota; Metazoa; Arthropoda; Insecta; Coleoptera; Buprestidae. The transcript has 10 exons. The record is from RefSeq and is a predicted model, not a curated record. Gene Ontology annotation, cellular component: signal recognition particle receptor complex.